Molecule: messenger RNA, 1410 nt
Organism: Candidozyma auris
Lineage: Eukaryota; Fungi; Ascomycota; Pichiomycetes; Serinales; Metschnikowiaceae
Gene: SHM2
Product: glycine hydroxymethyltransferase SHM2
Exons: 1
Coding region: 1-1410 (469 amino acids)
Biological process (GO): tetrahydrofolate interconversion; L-serine catabolic process; folic acid metabolic process
Cellular component (GO): cytoplasm
Molecular function (GO): glycine hydroxymethyltransferase activity; pyridoxal phosphate binding; zinc ion binding
Source: RefSeq, a predicted model, not a curated record
AUGUCUUAUAGUUUGCCUAAGGAACACAGACACCUUGUUGAAGGCUCCUUGUCUGAAACCGAUCCAGAAGUUAACUCGAUCAUCAAUGAUGAAAUCUCAAGACAGAAACACUCGAUUGUUUUGAUUGCCAGUGAGAAUUUUACAACUAAGGCAGUCUUCGAUGCGUUGGGAACUCCCAUGUGCAACAAAUAUUCUGAAGGGUACCCUGGUGCCCGCUACUACGGAGGUAAUGAGCAUAUUGACAGAAUGGAGAGGUUGUGCCAGGAACGAGCAUUGAAAGCCUUUCAUUUGUCUUCGGAAAAGUGGGGAGUCAAUGUGCAAACAUUAUCUGGAUCACCUGCUAACUUGCAGGUAUACCAAGCAAUCAUGAAACCGCAUGAGCGCUUGAUGGGGUUGGAUUUGCCUCAUGGAGGGCACUUGUCCCAUGGUUACCAAACUGACUCAAGAAAAAUCUCAGCUGUUUCGACUUAUUUCGAAACGAUGCCAUAUAGAGUUGACCUUAACACAGGACUUAUCGACUAUGAUAUGUUGGAGAAAACUGCUGUUCUUUACAGGCCCAAGGUUUUGGUCGCUGGGACAUCAGCUUAUUGCCGCUUGAUUGAUUAUAAGAAGAUGAGGGAGAUCGCGGAUAAAGUUGGGGCCUAUCUUGUUGUUGACAUGGCCCAUAUUUCUGGUUUGGUUGCUGCAGGUGUGAUCCCAUCGCCAUUUGAGUACGCUGACAUCGUGACUACAACUACGCACAAAUCUUUGAGAGGUCCAAGAGGCGCGAUGAUCUUUUUUAGAAGAGGCGUUAGAUCCGUAAAUCCUAAGACCGGGCAAGAGAUCCUUUACGAUUUGGAAAACCCCAUCAACUUCUCUGUUUUUCCCGGUCAUCAAGGGGGCCCUCAUAAUCAUACCAUUGCUGCUUUGGCGACCGCCUUGAAACAGGCAGCGACGCCUGAAUUCAAAGUGUAUCAGGAGCAAGUUCUUAAGAAUGCUAAGGUUUUGGAAAAUGAGUUUAUCAAGAAAGGUUAUCUGUUGGUUUCAAACGGUACGGACUCACACAUGGUUCUUGUCUCUUUAAGGGAUAAGCAAAUUGAUGGUGCGCGUGUCGAAGCUGUUUGUGAGCUCAUUAAUAUUGCUUUGAACAAGAACUCCAUUCCCGGAGAUAAGUCUGCUUUGGUGCCUGGCGGCGUAAGGAUUGGAGCACCUGCAAUGACCACUAGAGGAAUGGGCGAAAGCGAUUUCAAAAGAAUUGUUGAUUACAUCGACUUUGCGGUCAACCACGCCAAAGAAGUUCAGGCGAGCUUACCGAAGGAAGCAAACAGACUUAAGGAUUUUAAGGAAAGAAUCUCUCAAAAGGAUGAGAGACUCGAGUCAGUCAAAUCCGAGAUCUACAAUUGGGUAGGUACUUUUCCCUUGUCCGUGUGA